CAAAACUUCCGUUUCCAAAACUGACUACACUCCUUGUCACCUCGAAUUUACUCACAGCAAUUACGCCUUCGACAUUUGAAAAUAUGGAAGUAGUAGACAUUUCCAAUAAUAACAUUGGUCACCUGCCACCAGAAUUGGGUAGGAUUACAACCAUCAAGACGUUGCUUGUCGAAGGGAAUUCAUUCAGGGUUCCCCGAUAUACGAUUGUGCAAGCGGGUACGACCGCGAUUAUGGAGUACUUACGAGGAAAGAUCCCAACAUCUUAG
This is a messenger RNA of Acaulospora morrowiae, 266 nucleotides long. The record is from the annotation of a GenBank genome assembly. Lineage: Eukaryota; Fungi; Glomeromycota; Glomeromycetes; Diversisporales; Acaulosporaceae.